CUUAAUACUAAUUUCUGUACUAAUAAUACAGAUACAGUAAAAUGUCUGUGGCACCAAUAAUUUAAUAAUUCUGCAUAAUUUCCGUUCUAUAACAAACUGCUAAAUUUUUGUAAAGUGAGCCUAAUAUAGAGUUAUUCUGAGUACUGGAUAAGACAAAAAGCAGAUAAAACAUUCAGAGUAUAGCAUAUAGUACAGGUUAAUAAAUGUCAGCUAUUAUUAUUAUUAAUGAGGACUUGUCUUCUAGUCAUUCUGCCCGAGCCUUUGCACCUACAGAAACUUGUGAAGAAAAUCUAAAACUGGCUUGUUUUCAGGUCUGUCUCAGUACAGAAAAGACAGUCCCAGUGAGUGAUCUGUGGGGAAAGGAGAGGGGAACAUCCCCUUUCCCUGGGACCUCUUCAAGGAGUCUGUGCACUACCUCCCCAGCUUUGAAAAGAAUUUCUUCCUGCCAAGGAGAGAAAUGGAUGCCAGAAGGGAAGAAGGACAAGGGGAAGAAGGUGGCUCCAGCCGCUGCUGUCGCAAAGAAGCAGGAGGCCAGGAAAGUGGUGAAUCCCGUGUUGGAGAAAAGGCCUAAGAAUCUUGGUAUUGGACAGCACACCCAACCCAAAAGGGACCUCACUUGCUUUGUCAAAUGGCCCCGCUUUAUCAGGUUGCAGUGGCAAAGAGCCAUCCUCUACACAUGGCUGAAGGUGCUUCCUGUGAUGAACCAGUUCACCCAGGCCUUGGACCCCAAAACAGCUACUCAAUUAUAGUACAUAAGCUGGUCCACUAGUACAGACCAGAGACAAAGCAAGAGAAGAAGCAGAGGCUGCUGGCCUGGGCUGAGAAGAAAGCUGCCAGCAAAGGGGACGUCCCCACCAAGAGACCACCUGUCCUUCAAGCAGGAAUUAUCACUGUAGCCACCUUAGUGGAGAACAAGAAGUCUCAGCUGGUGGUGACUGGACGUGAUGUGGAUCCCAUCAAGCUAGUUGUCUUCUGCCUGCUCCCAGCCUCAGCCUCCUCAUCUGGAAAAUGGAUGAUGAUAGGCCAGGCGUGGUGACUCACGCCUGUAA
Macaca mulatta (Rhesus monkey) is the source of this 1049-nucleotide messenger RNA. NCBI's taxonomy places the organism in Eukaryota, Metazoa, Chordata, Mammalia, Primates, Cercopithecidae. The record is from RefSeq and is a predicted model, not a curated record.